Gambusia affinis (western mosquitofish) is the source of this 4424-nucleotide messenger RNA. RefSeq names its product glutaredoxin and cysteine rich domain containing 1 a (gene grxcr1a). The record is from RefSeq and is a predicted model, not a curated record. Lineage: Eukaryota; Metazoa; Chordata; Actinopteri; Cyprinodontiformes; Poeciliidae. Gene Ontology annotation, biological process: sensory perception of sound. The transcript has 4 exons. The coding region runs from base 1 to 885 and encodes 294 amino acids.
AUGGAGGGGACAGUUGUGACAGCAGGACCAGAGAAGCCACAGAGGCGGGUGAGGUUUCGUGUGGCUUCAGGGAACAGUGGCCGGGUCCUGAAGGAAAUGUUCAAGGAUGAGGGGCCCUCAGACUCCCUGGAUUCAGAUUGCACCUGCAGUUCAGACGCCGAGCGGGCCAGCACCCCUUCUACAGCCGGAGAUGUUCAAGGAAACCUGUACGGAUUCCUGGGCUCGGAGCUGGACGACAGCGAGAGUGAGCCUGAUGAGCUGCUCAUGUACGCCGGGGCCACCAAGGACUGGAUGUUCACCACCAAGAGGGUCAACAUUCUCAGCAAAAACGGGACAGUUCGAGGGGUCAAACACAAAGUCAGCGCAGGUCAGACGCUCUUUGAGAACCUUCCUGACGGUGUGCAUUUACCACUCGAGUUUGGACGCAUAGUGAUCUACACCACAAGUUUCCGUGUGGUGAGGACCACUUUUGAGCGCUGCGAGCUGGUCAGGAAGAUCUUCCAAAACCACAGGGUCAAGUUUGUGGAGAAGAACAUCGCCUUGGACAUCGAGUACGGGAAAGUUUUGGAGGAGCGGUGCAGACGUGUCGGUGAAGCCCCCUCCCUGCCAGUCGUGUUCAUUGAUGGACACUACCUUGGGGGUGCUGAGAAAAUACUUGGCAUGAACGAAUCAGGAGAGCUGCAAGAUCUACUGACAAAAAUCGAGAGGGUUCAGCAUCCCCAGACGUGCCAGACCUGCGGAGGCUUCGCCUUCAUCCCGUGCUCAAUGUGCCAUGGCAGCAAGAUGUCCGUGUUCCGCAACUGCUUUACGGACUCCUUCAAAGCCCUAAAGUGCACUUCCUGCAACGAGAACGGCCUGCAGCCCUGUGCUAGCUGCAGCAAGUGAGGACGGUGUGAUGCCUGGACCAAACAUCCCACUUCAGGACAAAAAACAGGAACCUGAAAUGGACAGCAACACGGCCAGUAAAACACAACACAGCAGGAUUCUUUCUCCAUGGCCAUUAUUAUUGUGAAAACUGGAAUUUCUAAUAAAAUCUGCAAACUUUCUGAUUGUCUCCGUGUCAGUUGGAUUUCCCUGAAGCAUAUUUGAUUUGUAAGAAAAAAACAUCCACUGAAGGGUUGUGAACUAGCUUGCCCUCUGGGAAACAUAAGCUUGUUAGUCAGGAGGCGUCGUAAUGAACAAAUCUCUCGUCACUAAUCCUAUAUCAGACACUGUUGGAUAACAGACACUCAGGACAGUGAAAGUCGAGGGCUCAAUUUCCAGACAGUCGAAGGCAGCAAACUGGAACUUUGCUCACAGGGAAGCACAGAAAUUAUUCAAACAGUAACAUUAAAACCCCUUCAAAAAGCUACCUGUCGAUGCAAUGAUUAACCAUCAAAAACAAUAUAUGAGCCCAAAUUUUGUUGAUAUAAUCUCUGUUGCCCAAGGUGUGCUUGGGCAUACUUGAGCAAUUCAAUUAAAAUAAGAAGCUCAUAUUUCAUACAAAUCCCUGAAUUUAGUCUUGUUUUAUGACAAACAAAAAACAAAAAAAAACUUAAUUUAGUCUAAAAUCAUUCUAAUAAUCUUUAGGCUCAAUAUUUGUGUUUUUAAAUGCCAAAAAUAAGAAUGCUUUUAAAAAAUAUAUUUUCUCUAACUUGUUUUUUCAGGCCUUGCAAGAUCUUGUGUCUUUGUGAAUGACUGUAGCUCUACUCUCUUGAGCUGAAUUCUUGAUCCAGGUAUUAUUUGAAGAUGCGGGAAGAAUGAAUGACAAUCAAAAAUAAAGAAAAUUUAAAUGCAUAAUGUUUAAUUUUAUGAACUGUUUUAUAUUUUUGCUGAACAUAUCAUGCAUAAAAGUCUCAAAACUAAGGGAUACACAAAGUCUACAUUUUCGCACUGUGGACUUUGUGAAGAAUGCAGGAAAAGAAAUACAGUUUUAGCCAUCAAAGAAAGUUUACAGACAUUAAGAUACUUUGUUUACAAAGGGACAACUAUCGCCUGAAUGUCCAGCAGACUCACUUUUUUUUAACAAAUAAACUGAUUCUUAUCAUCUGUAUUACAAGAAAAACGGUUUUAGGGGUGGAAGCGGCAGAUUUCGCUUCUGCUCCUGGCCGGCUCUGGUUGGCAGCAACUAUUGGGUCUAUUGAGGAAGCGCAGCGCAGCUCUCUAUGCUGUCAUAGCCCUGUACAAUGCUGCUUGAACAUUAUUAGACAAGGCAGCACCGUAAAGAGGCUAAAAGCGUAGAGCAGGGUGAUGGUGAUCAGCAAAAUGAUUCUCCUUCAAGAUGCUCCUCUUCCACCUGCGAUUCAACCCAAAUAAGCGACCAUUAUUAGAACAGUAUAAUUACUGAAGGCUGGUUCUCUUCAUUGACAAUAAAAGAUGAUUACAAAAAGCUCACAGCUUUAGUUUUGUUAGGUGUUAUGAGAUUCUGGGCUUUGUGAUCACAGGCUUGACGUGAUGGAGAAAAUCUGAAGCUCCAACUGUGUGGAUUCAGUGCGCCCCCAUCUGUGGGGUGAUUGAGAUGAAAAGACAGGAGAGGGGGUUGAAACACAAAUGGAAGAUGCAUCGAGGAUUUUUACCCUUCCCCCCACCCCCAAUCACAUUUCUAAAAGCCUAAAACAAAAUGUAUUUAUAAGGGAUAAUAAAAGCGUCAUUGUUUGCGCUCAGUUGCCGGAGAUGGGAUGAUGUAUGAGGCGAUCAGCAGACACGUCUCGACGCUCGUCUAAUUUAUGAUGAACCUGGUGAUCCGGUUGCUUUUUUUUUUUUUUUCUCAAUGAGCAUGUAUUGUGUGAAGAUGGGGCGAUAUGAACGGAAACGAGAUGGGCAGUGGCGGAGCUGAUCUGGGAAUGGGAAGACGAGACAUGACACUGAUGAUGCGCGCAACACCCAGAAAUGUUCACACAACAUUCAAUGGUUAAAAACCUGCAAUGGUGGGAUCGUCCGCACUGCGUCCGCUCUCCAAGGAUGUGCGAAAAAAGAGGUUAUUUCAGUCGAGUAAUCGAGCGUGGUCCGGCCGCGGUGCUGUGCGUAAUGUUUUUGAAUGGUCGGUCAAUGCGCAGACUGGUUGGAAAUGACUGUUUUUAUUGACGUCAGCGUACAGGCUAGUGCCCCCCUCUCUCAUCCCCACAACUGCACCAUCUAAUGGCUUUACAUUCCAGUCAACCAUCUGGGGUUCAAACAGGAAGCAGGCCCCCGAUCUGCUAAGAGAAGCUUGAAUUUGACUUAAAGGGCCCCAAUAUGUAAACAUCUGCAGAGCACAAUGUCACGCAAACAACCAAAGAUAUAAUUGAUAAUCUGCAGGUGCAGAGUUAACAUAAAUUUGAGUCCCAUAUUAAUUUUUCUCAGAGACAUUAGGCACAAAAUAAGCCUGGACCUCUUGAAAGGAUCCGAUAAAUACAAUCCAUAUUGGUAAAAGCUGAGUGCUCUAAAAAAAAACAACUUACUUGGCUAAAAAGGUGUUGCGUUUUGUGUUUGUACUGCUGAUAUGGGUUGAAUUUAAUAAACCCGAUUAGGACCCCCUACAGAAAACCCGCUGUGAACCCAAAACCAUGAGAAAACUCAUCUUGGGGAUCUCAAUCACAUUAAAGUUGGGUAUAAACAGCUUAAACCAAACAUUUAAUAUUUAAUAUAAUGUGUGUACAUUUCUGAACUUUAAUAAAUUCUUGCAUAUUAUGUGAUGUUCUCCACAGGUUGCAUUAGAGCCACAUCUUAACUUCCUGUAUAGGUUUCAUUCCCUUCAGAGUGGGCCCACAUGGGCCCUAGAUGCCAUUUACAUCCAACCUGUGGUGACAAUGUCAUGAUCACAGCUUUUUUUUUUGUUUCAAAGUCCCAAAAGACUCAUACAUGAAGCAAAUGACUGUCUUGCAUACUUUUACUAAGCUAAAGCAUAUAUGUGGGACCCAAAUUAAUUUUACUCUGGUUUAAUAAGCAUUAAAUGGUCCUGGGCAGAUGAUGGAUUUCUUUUAUGGGUCUCACUUUUUGGUUUAAUAUAAUUUAUAUCAGAAAACCCAGUUAAGUACUAUGUAAACAAUGUAACAACUUCAAAUUACACAAUCAAUCUAGGGCCCAUAUGGGUCCCUCCUUGUACCCAAAGUUGUUUUGAAUCAAAUUAUCGGCGAUUAAAAAGGGCCCAACUUACAAGAUUCAACCACAGUUUGGUUCAAAGUUCAAAAUUACAUUAAAAAGCGGACAAUGAGUUACACAGGUAGAACCUGUCAACAUGUGCAUCGGUAGGGGACUUGGUGAACCUGAAGACACAUUUGGGUUUAUUACAUUUAAUUCAUAUCAGCAAACUCAGUCGUACAAAAUCUUUGUAGAUAUAAAUAGUAAAUUGCCCUGUCAUUCCGCUCACAUACAUCCCAAUGUACUCCCUUAGAUUUCUUGAAUCAAGUUGGCAGUUUACAUAAGUUAAAUAUGUUAUCCUGUGGACAAUCAAUGCACAUAUGGGU